Molecule: messenger RNA, 801 nt
Organism: Chlorocebus sabaeus (green monkey)
Lineage: Eukaryota; Metazoa; Chordata; Mammalia; Primates; Cercopithecidae
Source: RefSeq, a predicted model, not a curated record
AUGGAACAGAAGAUGACAUUGGAUGAGAUGAGCCUCUAUGAAGAAAAGGAAAGAGUAACAGGCCAACGGAUCUUCUGCAUCUCCUGUUGUCCUCUGAGGGAGCGCCAGAGCCGCCAAAGAGCUGGAAAGCAGCCUGUGGAGGAGAUUGGAAGUUCUGUCAGCAGAUGGCAUAAGCAGAUGGAGCCUUUGAGGCGGGAGCGGGCGAAGUGCCCUCUGGCCCCAGUGAUCACCAGUCUAGCCAGGAGCCCUCAGCCCGAAGAAGAAGGUGAGGGACCCACCCAAGCUCCUCCUCGGCUUCCCCUCGCCUCCUUCCUCCCCAGAAUCCUCUCCCGGCCUCCCCUGGCACAGCCCCCCAACCCGGCCCGCCCGCCUCUGAGGAAACGUCCCUGUUCCCAGCCUCCUCCAUCCUCUUCCCUCAACCAGAGCCCUUCUGGCAUCUCCCUGUUGUCCUUCCAGGCUACCAGAGCUGCCAAGAAGGGAAAAGCAGCUCGUGGAGGGAGACGCGGGAAGAAACGGGCCGCGAGCAAGAUGGCGGCGGCGGCGACGGCCCCUGAGGCGGGGAGCGGGCCAGCGGCCCCCGGCCCCAGUGACCAGCCCAGCCAGGAGCUCCCUCAGCAUGAGCUGCCCCCCGAGGAGCCAGUGAGCGAGGGGACCCAGGACGACCCCCUGAGCCAGGAGUCCCAGCUGGAGGAGCCGCUGAGUGAGGGGGCGGCCACCGACUACCCCAUCUGGCUGAGCAGCGACUAAGUUCAGUUCCAGUCGCCAGACCUCAGAGAUCUCACCAGCACGGUGGCCCCUGGU